Echinostoma caproni is the source of this 393-nucleotide messenger RNA. The record is from the annotation of a GenBank genome assembly. NCBI's taxonomy places the organism in Eukaryota, Metazoa, Platyhelminthes, Trematoda, Plagiorchiida, Echinostomatidae.
AUGCGCCAACCUUCCGGCUGGACCAAAACAUUCUGUGGACUCACCUCUAUGGGAGAUACAGAGGGCAAAAAUGGUGAUGCAAGUGUACCAGCCGAUGGAAGUUUCUUUUUUAUCGGUGAAACUGAACCCGGACGACCUAUACCGGAGAGAUUAAGAGAACGUUUACAAAAAAAACCGGAACUUCCAAAUUUCUUGGAGCGAGAAAAAGAACGUGACAAACGCGUGCAAGAGAUGAGAAAGCAGAAACUGGACAAACUGCGUGAGCACCACGAAAAGGUUCGCCGGCUCUCUGAGCAAGCAAAAGAGAGAAAGAGGUUGCAAGAAGAAAAGGCUGGUUUGCUGGAAACAAAUGUUGCCGAUUGCACGGAAGAAAAUUCACCAAAUUCGAUAUAG